Messenger RNA from Solenopsis invicta (red fire ant), 1027 nucleotides. RefSeq names its product cleavage and polyadenylation specificity factor subunit 5 (gene Cpsf5). The record is from RefSeq and is a predicted model, not a curated record. Gene Ontology annotation, molecular function: mRNA binding. The transcript is spliced from 6 exons. Bases 167 to 853 code for a protein of 228 amino acids. Lineage: Eukaryota; Metazoa; Arthropoda; Insecta; Hymenoptera; Formicidae. Gene Ontology annotation, cellular component: mRNA cleavage factor complex.
CCCCGCGCGCGGAAUCGGCGGCUGCGUCCGAUUGUCUGAUACGACUCCAUUGCCUCUGAUUGCCUCCGGUACUCCAUUGCCCUACGAUCGUUUGUGAAGAUUUGAUCGAUUUGAUUUCGGAAUUGAGGGCUUUCGAGGAGCUACGAUUCAAUCAGAAGGGACGAAAAUGGCGAUGGCGACGAGCCAAGUGAAGGGCAGUGGCUGGCCACGGAGGGCGAGCAACAGUUCGUUCGAGGGGAAGGUGGUGCAAAAUCAAUCGGUCACCAUCAACAGGACCGUGAAUUUAUAUCCUUUGACAAACUAUACAUUUGGAACAAAAGAGCCACUCUUCGAGAAAGAUCCGUCAGUACCGGCAAGGUUUCAGCGCAUGAGAGAUGAAUUCGACAAGAUCGGCAUGCGGAGAAGCGUAGAAGGUGUCUUGCUGGUACACGAACACGGACUGCCACAUGUUCUUCUUCUGCAACUUGGCACAACAUUCUUCAAAUUACCUGGCGGAGAACUCAAUACAGGAGAAGAUGAGGUAGAGGGCCUAAAACGGCUCCUUACAGAGACUUUCGGACGGCAGGAUGGGGUGAAACAGGAAUGGGUUAUAGAAGACACAAUUGGAAACUGGUGGCGUCCGAACUUUGAACCACCUCAGUAUCCAUACGUGCCACCACACAUCACAAAACCAAAGGAGCACAAGAGACUAUUUCUCGUGCAACUACAAGAAAAAGCUCUCUUCGCUGUACCGAAGAAUUACAAGUUAGUCGCAGCACCAUUAUUUGAAUUGUAUGAUAACUCGCAAGGUUACGGUCCCAUAAUCUCGUCUUUGCCACAAUCUCUUUGCAGGUUUAAUUUUAUCUAUAUGUGAAACUAAAAUUAGGAAGACAAGACUCAAAAUAUUCUGUUUAUAUAUAAUUUAAUAAAUUAGAGAUUUCAUAAGUAAACACGGAUGAGAGAUGAAAAGGUGGAUGAUACUUGAAAGACAUUUCUGAUCAAUGUAUAUGAUGUAUUGCGAAUUAAAUCAUUUUUUAAGUAGUAUUUA